AUGGCUUUGGUACCACCUGAAAAAGCACCUUCGUCAGACAGCAGGAGCGCCUCUAAAGAAGAAAUGUUGUUUCAGAAGCCCAAUGAUGAUGAUGACGAUUUGAGGUACUGUAGUUCUGAACCGAGAUCAUAUCUAUCAUCUUUAGAUCGUAUGAACAUUUUCUCAAGUUCCGAUGAAGACGAAAAUGUUGAGCCUGAAAAUGCAGGACUAGUACGAGAAACCCCAAUUUUAUCCGAUGAAGAUACUGUACCACUAUCUCCUGUUAUUCAAGAAAUGUUUCCUACUGGUCAACCUCAACAACUACUCCCUUUCAUGCUUCAUUCAGUUUCAUCCGUUUUGUCGCCGUUAGACUCGCCAGCUAAUAAAACUCGUUCAUAA
Molecule: messenger RNA, 378 nt
Organism: Arctia plantaginis
Lineage: Eukaryota; Metazoa; Arthropoda; Insecta; Lepidoptera; Erebidae
Source: the annotation of a GenBank genome assembly